Messenger RNA from Amphiprion ocellaris (clown anemonefish), 2399 nucleotides. RefSeq names its product neuronal pentraxin-1-like. NCBI's taxonomy places the organism in Eukaryota, Metazoa, Chordata, Actinopteri, Pomacentridae. The record is from RefSeq and is a predicted model, not a curated record. The transcript is spliced from 5 exons. Bases 80 to 1351 code for a protein of 423 amino acids.
ACAUCCUCACAGCUUCAGCUCCGAGGUGCUCGAACCUCACGGUUUCUGCUUCACUCUCAGCCGAACCGCGACCGGAACCAUGGAGGGAUUCUCCUGGAAACUUUUUCUACUUUCUUGCCUGGCGGCCGCGCAGAGCUCCGCGCAAGACUUCGGACAGACGCAGUUUAUUUGCACGUCGGUGCCCAAGGAUAUGGACCUGUGCACGGCCACCAUGCAGAACAGCGGGCCGGCGGAAGACCUGAAGACCACCAUCAUCCAGCUGCGGGAGACGGUGCUGCAGCAGAAGGAGACCAUCGUGAACCAGAAGGAGACAAUCAGGGAACUAACGUCCAAGUUGAGCCGCUGCGAGAGUCAGAGUCUCCCGGCGGCGGCGGGACCCGGCGGGAGGCGGCCGGGGGGGAAGAACACCAUGGGGGAUGUAUCUCGGGGCACCACGGACACUCUGGCUCAGCUGGGACAGACUUUACAGACGCUCAAACAGAGACUGGAGAACCUGGAGCAGUACAGCAGAGGGAAUAACACCGUGCAAGCCAACAGCCUCAAAGACCUGCUGCAGAACAAGAUAGACGACAUGGAGAAGCAGGUUCUGUCCCGCGUCAACACGUUAGAGGAGAGCAAACCGGGAUCCAGGAACGACACCGAGCAGCGGAACAGAGUCGAGUCCACGCUCACCUCUCUGCACCACCGGAUCACAGAUCUGGAGAAAGGUAAAGACACGAGGCCAACCGACAAGUUCCAGCUCACCUUCCCCCUGAGAACCAACUACAUGUACGCCAAAGCCAAGAGGACCCUCCCUGAGAUGUACUCCUUCAGCGUCUGCCUGUGGAUCAAGUCCAACGCCUCUCCGGGGGUCGGGACGCCCUUUUCUUACGCCGUCCCGGGUCAGAGCAACGAGCUGGUGCUGAUCGAGUGGGGCAACAACCCCAUGGAGAUCCUCAUCAACGACAAGGUUGCAAAGCUGCCCUUCCUCAUCAACGACGGGAAGUGGCAUCACCUGUGCAUCACGUGGACGACCCGUGACGGGAUGUGGGAGGCCUUCCAGGACGGAGUGAUGCGAGGUAGUGGGGAAAACCUGGCGCCCUACCAUCCCAUCAAACCGGAGGGAGUUCUGGUCCUCGGACAAGAGCAGGACACGCUGGGAGGAGGCUUUGACGCCACGCAAGCCUUCGUCGGUGAGCUGGCAAACCUAAAUAUCUGGAAUAGGAAACUUUCUAUCGCCGAGAUCUACAACUUGGCCACCUGCAACAGCAAAGCGCCGGCUGGCAACGUCUUCUCCUGGACAGAGAGCAGCAUCGAAAUAUUCGGCGGCGCCACCAAAUGGACCUUCGAGCCUUGCCGUUCGCUCAACUGAACUGCAUCUCCAAGGCCUCCCUGUAUUUCUGAGCUUUUCGUCGUUUCUUGUCUUCAUUUUGACGUUUGUUAGAGACUUAUUGGUAAGCUUAAAAUCUGGGAUUUCUAUUAGGUAUUCAUGUGCAAAAACAACACUUUUCAUCAAAAAAAAAAUGUAACUCAUCUUGGAAAACCUCAGUGAGAAAGUAUCUGAUGGUUCCUUUUCUUGAACUGAGAGCACACCUGAGCUUUUUAGGGUUUUUUUUUUUUGCUUUUUCGUCUUGGACUUGGCAGCUGGCAAUCUGCACCGCCUUACAUUUGGACAAAUCACAAUCCAAGUGAGGAAUUACAUAACCAACCCCCAUCCUCCUGUGGAGAUUACGCUGUCCGUCCAGUUCUUGUCAGUGUUUGGCGCCGUGAAGUGAUGUCUGACGCGGUACAGCAGCUCCCAUCUACUUUCCCUUCACUUGGCGUCCCACCACCCAAACCUUCCCUCCGGAUUUUGCACUGUGACCGACGAAGAAGAAGAAGAAGAGGAAAAAAAAAAAAACGCCGGGAGGAGGAGGCGGGUGCGCUGAAGGACGCUGCAAAGUCAAACAUGUGGCUCGAGUCAAUUCGUAAAUCAUUGUUCGCUUCAAGUGUUUCUGUAAAAGAAUGUCGUUAACUUUGCCAACAUUGCUACGAAAGCCUGGGUGCCUUGGGCUGGUACAAAUAUUCAGCACAUUUCAGUAUGUUUUCAGUUGCAAAUUCAGUGUUUCUGUUGUUUCUUUUUACCUUUUUUUUCUGAACUGGGUUGAGUUUUCUUGUUCCUCUGGUUAAGUGUACUUUUAAUUCCAGUUUGUUAUCUGACAUGACGUGUUUUUGGCAGGUGUUUGUACUACUCUGUAUUAGGAAUGUUACAGUAUCUGUAUAGUAACAGCAUGAAUGACAGAGUGCUGUGGAAGCAUUGUUGAAAUCUGCUUUACUAUCUUCUCUGGGUCUGGGUUUUUUACUGUAUUGUUAUAUGCUCCAAGCAUGGCAAAACUGAGAGAUGAAGAAUUUAAUUUUUGUAAUAAAAUUGUGAUACUUAA